AUGAGUAUGCCCGGUGGAAGAAGGCUGAUGAGAUGGAGAAGUGUUACAUUUUGGCAUCUAUAUCAAAUGUUCUUCAACAUCAGCAUCAAUCUAAGAACACUGCGGCAGACAUACUCAUCAACCUCAGGAAUCUGUUCGGACACCAGUCUAGGGCUGCUAGGCAAGAGCCUAUUUGUGCUCUGAUGACUACGCGCAUGGCCGUGGGCACACCCGUAAGAGAGCAUGCCCUCGAGAUCAUGGCAUUGUUCAACGAGCUUGAGGUUAUGAAAGGUUUUAUCGACGAGAAAACCCAGGUUGAUAUUUUACUUCAAUCUCUGCCGAAAAGCUUUUAUCAGUUCCGGUUGAACCACAACAUGCACAAGAUGCAUAUGGCUCUCCCAGAACUUCUUGCAGAGCUUCAAUCAUUGGAGGCCUUAUUCACUCAGGCACCUCACGUGUUGGUUGCCGAGCAGGCUGGACCUUCCAGGCCUCAUAAGGGCAAGAAGAGAAAAAAGUCUACAGGAAAGGCAAAGGUGCAGGAUGCGCCGGUUGUACUGCGACCGACCCCUCGGGCAGUGGCAAAGAAGCCGAAAGGUAGAUUCCAUAAGUGCAACAAGUCAGGACACUGGAAGGUCGACUACCAUGUCCUCAAGAAAGGACAUGCCCGAGCUGUGAAGAGGAAGAGAGAGGAGGUCGGAAUCACGGCUCACAUGCCAGUGAAAAGUUUUAAAGCGGAGGAUGCUGAAGGAGUGGUCUUACCACACAACGAUGCUUUGGUGAUUACCGCGGAGGUUGUGGGUUUUAAUGUGAAGAGCGUGUUUAUUGAUACCGGGAGUUCGAUGGACGUGAUGUUUUAUGACUGUUUUGUGCAGAUUAACAAGGAGGUGAACAUGGAGCUAAAGCCAGUGGCCACGGCCCUGUACGGUUUCAAUGGAGGUGAACUAAUGCCGAUGGGCGAGAUUAGUUUGUCAGUCGCAUUGGGGUCAGGGGUGAUGAGGAUGGUGCGGAUGGUAAGAUUUGUGGUCGUAGGCACAGAAUCAUCAUACAAUAUCAUUAUGGGGAGGACGAGCUUGAACUCAUUCCAG
Striga hermonthica is the source of this 1064-nucleotide messenger RNA. NCBI's taxonomy places the organism in Eukaryota, Viridiplantae, Streptophyta, Magnoliopsida, Lamiales, Orobanchaceae. The record is from the annotation of a GenBank genome assembly.